AUUUCUUCAACCCGCCCAUCUCCUAUCCCUCCCAGACACUGCACUGAGAUCGACCCGCGCAGCUAUCCACCAUGGCGCGAAACAGCGAAAAAGCCCAGUCGAUGCUCUUCCGCUUCCGGGCGCAGCAGGCCGCGGAUCUCGGAAUCAUCGAUAUCGGCCGCACUCGGCGGCCUAAGGCGAUUACGUCGGUGGACUCGAUCCCCAUGUGCGAGAAAUGGCGCGGGCAGGUCCUUAAGGAAAUCUCGCGCAAGGUAUCUCGCAUUCAGGAGGCUAGUUUGAGCGAUUAUCAGAUUCGGGACCUGAAUGAUGAGAUUAAUAAGUUGAUGCGCGAGAAGUGGAUUUGGGAGAUGCAGAUUCGGAAUUUGGGCGGCCCGAAUUAUAUGCGUGGUUCUGGGCGAGUGUAUGAUGAUGAGGGGAGGGAGAUCCCCGGUGGUGGGAAGGGGUAUCGGUAUUUUGGGCGCGCUAGGGAGUUGCCUGGUGUCAAGGAGAUGUUUGAGGCUGCAUCUCGACGGGGUCGACGGCCUGCGGAGGAAGAGGAGGAGGAAAGUCGCGGUCGAGGUGGAGAUAUCGCGACGAAGAAGGUGGAUGCGAAUUAUUUCGGUUAUGGGCUGGAUGAAGAGGAUGGCACGCUGCUAGCCUAUGAGAAACAGAAGGAGAAGGAGGCUGUUGAGAGUCUGCGGGGGAAGAAGGAAAAGGACGUGGAAGAUGGGUGGGAGCCACUGCCUGGUGAUGCUGGUGAUGGCGUUGAAUGGAGGCUGCCGACGCUGGAGGAGGUACAGGAGGAACUUGUUGAUCGCCGGAGGAGAAGGUUGCUGGAGAAGAUCACUUAAGAUGGCGUGCAUGGCCUGGUGUACAGGGUGUCUUUCCAACAUUCCGUUGCUCAAGAGUUUCUUCUAAAGGCGUUAUGGGUGUCGUUUCAUAAUGUGCUAUCAUAUGCGCUUAGCU
Messenger RNA from Aspergillus alliaceus, 945 nucleotides. RefSeq names its product pre-mRNA-splicing factor ISY1. The record is from RefSeq and is a predicted model, not a curated record. Gene Ontology annotation, cellular component: catalytic step 2 spliceosome; post-mRNA release spliceosomal complex; post-spliceosomal complex. NCBI's taxonomy places the organism in Eukaryota, Fungi, Ascomycota, Eurotiomycetes, Eurotiales, Aspergillaceae. The coding region runs from base 72 to 830 and encodes 252 amino acids. The transcript has 2 exons. Gene Ontology annotation, biological process: mRNA 3'-splice site recognition; generation of catalytic spliceosome for second transesterification step.